Molecule: messenger RNA, 2658 nt
Organism: Fonsecaea erecta
Lineage: Eukaryota; Fungi; Ascomycota; Eurotiomycetes; Chaetothyriales; Herpotrichiellaceae
Exons: 1
Coding region: 1-2658 (885 amino acids)
Biological process (GO): protein phosphorylation
Molecular function (GO): protein kinase activity; ATP binding
Source: RefSeq, a predicted model, not a curated record
AUGUCGUUGUGGACAGAUGAGCGUGUGGACGAAACAGUCACCUCCGCCUAUGUCCAUUCUCACCUGCGUGCAGAUGAACAGGAAUAUCUUCAGCGGCCAUUGUACUUUGGCGGGGACCUAACCGACGAUACCUAUUUGGACUGGAUCCUGACCAGAGCAAAGCGCUUCUUCCUCAUCUUGGUUGCCACUGGGGUACCUGAUCAGAUUUUCGGCAUCAUCGAUGACUCGUACGAUGAUGAAGAUCUGCCCAUCAUCGAGCAAGCUGUCCCCGAUCUCCGACUGUCCUUUCAGCCCGACAGGUCUUUGGACAGACGUUUCUACAAGACCCAGUUCCGGUUUCUGACGCGAAUUGUCGGGGAGGGGGAACAUAUCCGGUACGCAGACGAAGAAACAGUCCCGGUCGUCCCUCUGAGUUUGAAGUCGGUGGUCCUCUCACUCAGUCACGAAGGGACCGACCGAGUUCGGUUACCGUCCGACAACCAAAGGGUUUUCAUUCGCCGUCGCAUCGUCCUCGAGGCCCCCCUCACGGAGGAGGAGAUCUUGAAUGAAAUCGCCGCGAGCAGGAGACUCUGUCACCAACAUAUUGUGUCUGUGUUUGGCUCUUACCUCCAUCAAGGCGCGUUCAAUGUCAUCUCCGCCCCAGCCCCCGAGUGGACCCUGAAGACAUUUCUCACCGAUACUCCGAAAAGCUUUGGUGCUCUCCCGAAGUCUGAGCGACGACGAAUCCUGAUCAAUUGGCCACACUGCUUGGCUAGCGCGGUAGCCUGGCUACAUGAAAACUGUGAAUUUCAUGGAGGCAUUCGCCCCUCCAACAUCCAGGUUGACGACUCCUUCUGCAUCUCCUUAGGCCUGCUGGACGGAGACGGGUUGCUUCGUCAGAGGCCUCGCCAUGACGACAUCGAAGCGUAUCAGUACGGUCCGCCCGAGCGUUGGAAGCGAGCGGUGACCGUGCAAAGCACCGGCUCUGCCGCCCUAUCGCUUCCCUCUGGCGGGAGAACGGGCCGCAAGGUGGGUGGAAACCCACGGUUGAACUCCUCGGACGGCAGGAAUGCGGCAAGAAGCAGGUCGGCUUCGUCCGGAGCAACGUAUACAUUUCAACCCACAUCAAGAGGAGGGUACGCAAGGCUCCGCUUGAGUGCAGCCAUGAGUCCGGACGCGCCGCCUCAGCCUUUUAGCCGUGUCAGGGACAUGCCGUCUCCGACCGACACCCGAUCGGUUUCAACCCAAGAUACAGCACGGUUUGGCAUCGACCCGAUCGUCCCAGGACGGGCGCCCUCCAUUCUGUCGUCCACCAGUUCCAAUGGCAAGAACACGUCCUCGCUCAACAAUCCAAUCUUCGUAUCGGCACCCGAGGGCCGAAGCGCCGUCGUUCAGACGUGGCAGUCCGUGGAACAGGACAUGUUCGCGUCCGACGUAUUUUCACUCGGGGCGGUGAUCAUGGACGUCCUGAAUCUUCUCUGCAAACGCAGCUAUGGCUCGUUCUCCCGGCAUCGAUCUUCCAAAAAUCGGAUGGCUGGCCGUGGUGGUGGCCUAGCGGAUGCGAGCUUCCACGCCAACCUUGGCCAGGUCUUCUUGUGGGCUCAGAGUCUCCAAAAUGAAGCCGAAAAGAAGGCGAAAAAGGAUGAGGGCCAGGUAUAUCAUGCCGUCGGCCCUGUGGUGCAGCUUAUUCUUCAGUGUCUCGAACGAGAUCCCUCCGCCCGUCUGACUAGUCCUCAGCUGCAGCAAAAACUGGGCGACCUGAUUCGUCGCUUUGCCAGUGUCGAUAGACUCCACUGUGCGACUCACGAGAGACUAGAGAGCAAGGCAGUGACCACCAAUAUUCCGAUCCGGGAGAAGAAACCCCGGCAGGGAGGAUCGGACAGCGACAAUCCACGGAGGAAUGUCCGUCAAGCUUCUCGCACUGCGCGAUCUCUCACAAGAGAGCAACGACAGCAUCGAGAGCAUGCCAUGCUUCUGGAUGGUCCCAUGGUCCACUCGCCCAUCAGCCACACGCCUCCAAGCGCAAUCGCGACGCCAGCAGCAACUUCUGCCAGUUCGCUAUUGUCGUUCAAUUUUGACGGCGUGUCCGACACGGUGGUGGCCGACAGUCCGCAUUCCCGCGAUCAUUCCCUGCACCGCAAUGCUCGUCGCGCAGAGGCGGCUGUCCUUCCAAAUCAAGUCCCUUGGUCCAAUGAACUCGACACACCCAGACAGAAGCACUGGCACAACUGGCACAACAACGACAGCCAAGUGGAUCCCCGACUGUCGUUUGGGGAGUCGAUUGAGACCGGUGCCUUCACCUACAUGAACUACAGCACGAGCGCGUCGUCGGAUGAGGGUGUGAAAUACUUUCCUCGGCCCCCUUCCGACCCACCCACGAAGCCGCCUCCCAAUCGAGAUUUGCCUCCAGUGCCAUCGUUGCCGGUAGGGGCUCGAUCUUUGAAGCCGAAGAAACACGCGCCUGCCAUCACGCCAUCCAGUAGGGAUGUUGCCGUGCUCAAUCAUUUGUCGUCUGUGGCUACUGGCGGACGUCCGCUUCGAGUCGACAGUCUGCCCCAGGCAUUGGAAGAUGAUGUUGUUCACGACACGCUCCGAUACAUGAGACAUGCACACCGGGUGAAGGCAUCCUCACGUGGUCGGUCUCGACAGGAUCAAUACCCGGUCCGAAGAGAUGCUUAA